CUUCCUCUAAAGCUAACCGAUAUGUCGCUAUUCGAGUUCAAAUCGUUGAAGCCUUUCAAGUACCCUCCUUUAUCCCCAUUGAAGAGAAUAUUUCGUCUAGUCCAACUUCUCCCGCCAAAGCCUUCUAUCAUACCCGGCGCUAAUGGCACAAUUCGAAUCAGGCUAAUAGAGGCCGAUGUUGAUUCCGGCAUGCACUACGAUGCUCUCUCAUAUGCAUGGAAUUUGGGACCGCGUUACCAAGAGCCGAGUAGACAGGUCAUCGUCGAAACAGAACAAGGCUCUUAUAAGCUGUAUAUUUACCCAGCAUUGGAGAUUGCGCUACGCUAUCUCGUCUCCAUUCAGAUGACGGAGUAUCUUUUCAUCGACCAAAUCAGCAUCAACCAGAGAGAUCGCAGCGAGAAGAGUCACCAAGUAUUGCUUAUGCAAGAUAUUUAUGCGCGGUGUGCUCGCACAAUUGUCUGGCUAGGUGCCCCAACUCGAGAGUCCGAUCAAUAUUUUGAUCUCGUUUAUGAAAUGUCUCAAGAGGGGAUACUAAGCAGACUCAUGGGGCCUCGGCUUAGCCAGUUCAUGCGCGUUUUCGAUGCCGUAAUGGAUCCAUCUUUUCCAGUUAAUGAAGAAGAGCGUGAAGAUCGAGAUGAUUUACUGGACUUGAUCCAACGAUUCGGCGACCGGUUCCCACUAGAUGGCUUUGCCGAUGUACUUGAUCGAAACUGGUUCAGCCGCUUGUGGGUUAUCCAAGAGGCUUGUCUGGCUCCAUCAGUAAUCUUUGUAUGCGGCAAAAAAGCUCUUUGCUUCGAUUGUUUCCGCUCUGGUGCACUCUUUUAUAAUAUAUAUAACACCCACUGGGUAGGACAACUAACCGGCCCAGUGCCUCAACAUGUACUUCGUCAGCGAGACGCUCUUUUUGGCAAGACGGAUGGACUCAGACGGAUAUUCCAAGAGCGUAAAGCAAUUCACCAAUCAGGCAUACGACUGGGCUUACAUGACCUUGUACUGAAAUACAACGUUAAUGAUGAUAAUAAGAAAAUCGGGGUAACGCUAGAACAAGACCGAAUUUUCGGCUUACUGGGACUAGCGGCGAAUAAUGAUGUUCUAAGGGCGCAAGUUCAUGUCGACUACAACUCCAAUGCCACUCAAAUGUAUUCUGAAAUUGCUGGAUUGCUUCUACAAGAGAGCAUCGACGUCUUGCUGUUCAACCAGCACCCAAAGAAAACAGCAGAUUUGCCCUCGUGGGUGCCAGACUGGGCGAUGAAUCUUACUAUGCCAGUAGCAUACUCAAACUUAAAGCAGCCUACCUUUGCUUCUGGAGGGUUGACGACGAAAGAAGCUCCUGUUACAUUUCAGGGAAAUCAUGCCCAUCUUCGCAUCAAAGGAAUCGCUGUGGACGAAAUAGCAGAGGUGGGAACACAGCUAUAUCGCGCACAGCUUCGUCCGCAAGUGGCAGAACAAGUCGAAUAUCGUACGGCAAAAAUGUUUUUCGAUGAAGUCACUCAAUUCGCAAGAGCAGCAGCUGCCGCGAAUAAAGAACAAGAUCCCUCCGACCCUGAGAACACACCGGAACUUGGACUGUUGAUGCGCCUGUGCGACUCCAGUCUUUCUUAUAGACAUUUUACUCAAGCUCUCGGUCUAUCUGGUGGUCUUGAGAGACUUCAUGCUUUGCACAGUAGUAUAUACACACUUGGAGAACGACUCAUCAAAUCGGACGAGAUAAUUGCGUCGUAUCACAUCACGCGUAUCUAUCAAACAAUAGGAAUCGUUCCUUGGUAUUUGAGACAGAUGUCUGAGAUGGAUAGCUUACAAAUCUGCGCAGUUAAUCCGGUUUUAGCAGGCAAAAUUGCUUAUGAGGCUGUCAAGGACUUUAUCACAGACAUGGCUGGCUUGCUCAUCGCCUCAGCAAGGGUAUGGUUUGCAUCAAAGUACAUCGUAUUUCGUCGCCGUUUUAGCAAAUUAGACCUGCGACCUUCUCGCGAGAGCGUUGAAAGGGUUGGGCUCGAUCCGAAUGUUAGCCUAAGUCCGGAUAUGAAUAUUCUCACCUCCAAUAUGCUCAAAAAUAUGAGGAGAAAGUUAUAUCGGACAAGUGCUGGGUAUGUAGGUCUAGGGCCGCCAGAAAUGGAAACAGGGAACUCCCUUGUCAUAUUCCACGGGGGCACAACGCCACACAUUUUGAAGAAGCUAGAUUCUCAGUGUGGAUCUGACGAGUACCAAUACUUGGGCGAGGCGUAUUGCGACGGAUUGAUGGACGGCGAGAUUUUUGAAGACAACACGAAGUCUGAGCGAAUGUUUGUCCUAGUGUAAGCGCCUAUGGCUAGAGGCAAAUGUUAGAAAGGGUCAGGGCACUCGGGAGAGCACACACAGUAGCCAA
Trichoderma asperellum CBS 433.97 is the source of this 2362-nucleotide messenger RNA. RefSeq lists its product as uncharacterized. NCBI's taxonomy places the organism in Eukaryota, Fungi, Ascomycota, Sordariomycetes, Hypocreales, Hypocreaceae. The record is from RefSeq and is a predicted model, not a curated record.